Messenger RNA from Lepisosteus oculatus (spotted gar), 3607 nucleotides. RefSeq names its product protein phosphatase 2, regulatory subunit B, delta (gene ppp2r2d). The record is from RefSeq and is a predicted model, not a curated record. Gene Ontology annotation, molecular function: protein binding; protein phosphatase regulator activity. Gene Ontology annotation, cellular component: cytosol; protein phosphatase type 2A complex. Lineage: Eukaryota; Metazoa; Chordata; Actinopteri; Semionotiformes; Lepisosteidae.
GGGUUUUGACCUGCUACACUGUUUGUUUUAAUAAGGAGCAGAUAUUUGACAUAGAAUGAGCUAGCUGAGUCCCGUGCAGGCUCUCUGUUCAGGUGGCAGCUUGGAAAAAACACUCUACCGUUGCAGCACUGUAAAUGUAAACGAUAGUUUUGUCAUGCCCUUUAAUUCUGUAUUGGGGCAUUUAUGUGGUAGACAUUUCCUAGAUGCCUGCAAAACGUGGACUAGAAGGAAAUCCUCCAAAGGAAUGGGUAUCUGGCCCAUCCAUAUUGUGGCCUUUUCAAAUAAGGGAUCUCAGCUUAUGAUUUCUCCUUCCAGAAGAUGAAAUGCUUUCCCUGCAGUUUUUUGCAGGCAUUUAAAUCUUCCACUCCUGGAACAAGUACACUGAUGUCAGCUUCAUCCUUUGAUCAAGCUGACAUUAUUUCAACAGUUGAAUUCAACUACUCUGGAGACUUGCUAGCUACUGGAGACAAAGGAGGACGAGUUGUCAUAUUUCAGAGGGAGCAGGAGAGUAAAAACCGACCUCACUCAAGAGGCGAAUAUAAUGUUUACAGUACUUUUCAGAGUCAUGAACCUGAGUUUGACUAUUUGAAGAGUUUAGAAAUUGAGGAAAAAAUUAACAAAAUUAGAUGGCUACCCCAACAAAAUGCUGCUCAUUUCCUGCUCUCUACAAAUGAUAAAACUAUUAAACUGUGGAAAAUAAGUGAAAGGGACAAAAGGGCAGAGGGCUACAACUUAAAAGAUGAAGACGGAAGACUGAGAGAUCCUUUCAGAAUCACAUCACUACGGGUACCUGUUUUGAAGCCCAUGGACUUGAUGGUAGAAGCAAGUCCUCGAAGAAUUUUUGCAAAUGCUCACACAUAUCACAUUAACUCCAUUUCAGUAAAUAGUGAUCAUGAAACCUACCUUUCUGCAGAUGACUUAAGAAUAAAUCUAUGGCACUUAGAAAUCACAGAUAGAAGUUUUAACAUUGUAGAUAUAAAACCUGCCAACAUGGAAGAAUUGACAGAAGUCAUUACAGCGGCAGAGUGUCACCCACAUCACUGUAAUGUAUUUGUGUACAGCAGUAGCAAAGGAACUAUACGGUUAUGUGACAUGCGUGCAGCAGCCCUCUGUGACAGACACACAAAGUUUUUUGAGGAGCCUGAAGAUCCAAGUAGCAGAUCUUUCUUUUCAGAAAUCAUCUCCUCAAUAUCUGAUGUUAAGUUCAGUCACAGUGGCCGUUACAUGAUGACAAGAGACUAUCUCUCAGUCAAGGUGUGGGAUCUCAACAUGGAAAAUCGACCAGUAGAAACUUACCAGGUGCAUGAAUACCUUCGUAGCAAGCUGUGUUCAUUGUACGAAAAUGACUGCAUUUUUGACAAAUUUGAGUGCUGCUGGAAUGGUACUGAUAGUGCUAUUAUGACUGGCUCCUACAAUAACUUCUUCAGAAUGUUUGAUAGAAACACCAGGAGGGACAUCACGCUUGAAGCAUCCAGAGAAAGCAGCAAACCACGUGCCAUGUUGAAGCCACGCAAAGUGUGCACAGGUGGUAAGAGGAAGAAAGAUGAGAUAAGUGUUGACAGUCUGGACUUCAACAAGAAGAUUCUCCACACAGCCUGGCAUCCGAAAGAAAACAUCAUUGCAGUAGCAGCCACCAACAACCUGUAUAUAUUCCAGGACAAAAUCAAUUAAGAAUGGCUGUUGUUUGAGGGCAAAGUCUUGUUCUUGCAUAGUUAAGCCUAGUUGUUUAUCUGUAAAAGAAACGGCCUUCUUGUCCUCCUAGUGAAGAAUUUGAUGCACUCAUCUCCUUGUUUAGCAGAUGGAGAAAAGAGGGCCUGUUUCUUUGAGUCAGUGGUGUAUUAAGCCUUCAGUGGGAGGGCACAAUCAAGGGUUCUCUAACCAAGAGAGGGCCAAAAGAAGCAGAAUUGAUGGACAGCACUCAGUAGAGGCCAAAUGCUCAAAACAUAGUGUAUUUAUUUAAGUCUGAGCCUUUUAUGAUUUAUUGACCAAAUUAUGGAACACCCAAGGAAUGACAUUUUGUCAAACUUGUAGUCUCUUUACUGUAAUUUUGGGCCUUUUUUUAAAAAGAAAUUUUGCUUGAUGAUGCCUGUUAACAUUCCUCCCCUGGCCUUCCUUCAAGGCUCUGGUGUUUUACAUUUUAAGCACUUACAAGAGGUCUCGAGUUUGGUCAGUGGACAGGUUUUUUUUUCUUUUUUCAUGCAUAGUAACAUUUACUCACUGACUGUAUCUAUAUAACCACACCAUUUGGUGUCAACCACUUAAUAAAAGUAACAAAACCUUUAAAGAGAUGUGUUUUUAAAUUUUGAAAAUAUGUAAUAAAUUCUUAUGUUCUCUUUUAUUGCUUUGCAUGUAUUGACAUUGUGGAUUCAAAUUACAAUGGAGGGGGGAAGGCAAAACAAGUUACCCCACUGGCUAUUUCAGUAGCAUGAUUAGGGAGGACAAAAUCUGAAGUACUUGAAGCUGCAGAAAUACCAUCGGAAGCUGGUUGUCAGUCGUGUUAAUUGUAAAAAUAACUGUACAUAUAUCAUUAGUUCCAAAUAAUGGUGUAGGCUGAUACCACAAUAGAAAGCAAUAGGCAGUAAUAAAAAGGGAACCUGCAGCCUUAAUACCUUUCGUAAUGUCUUGCUAAUAAAUUUUAAAGAAUACCUGUAAUAACCAUAACGUUACAUGUCCAGUUGCACCCAAAAUGUUUUACUAAGUACCAUACCUUAUGUGCAUUAUUUUUUAAUAACUUUUUUUUAACAUUAUCUCCUCUCAGAACAUUAUAUUGCUGCUAUUAGUGGCUCUACGUUUGUCAAAAUGACAGUCAAGAUUCUACAAUCGACAGUAAUGCAGGUAGUACACACUAAGAUAUAAAAUAUUAUUGUAAGUGCUGAGUGCCUCCCUUUCAGAGAAGCUGGAAAAUAGAUUACCAUUCUGUUAAUAAAAAUAGGCAUUACAUUGUCACUAAUACAAAAUGGAAUGUUAGAGCAAGGAUCAAUAAAUGCCCCUUAUUUUCCAGUGGGAUGCCACUUUGGUUAGCAUUGUGCAUUGCAAACACUUAAGUUAAAAAAAUUAAGGGUGAACAGUACAAGUAAGUUAUCAAUAUAUUGUAUAUUGGUUGUGACACUAUUUUUAAAAUCAGGAACUUUCUGGUCAUUUAAGCAUUCAGUCUGACCUUGUUCCCUGUUGAAUAAUGAUGCUAACAUGGUGGAAUUGUAUACACUUGUUUGAUUUUUUUGACCAAAGUUAAAUAAAUUUUAAUUGUGUUUACCUGAAUUAGAACUGUUUAUUCUACCAACUUGAACACCCAUUUGGUUGGAUUUAAUUACAUGGGUAAAAUCGACUUUUCUUGGCAGUUCAGAUGAAUGCCGUUUGCAAUUUUAAAUGUUUUUCUUUGCGAACUGUUAUUUUAUACCACAAAGCCAUAUGUAUUAACUCAUGUUACUACAGACCUCUUUACUUUUGACCACCUUAACAAACAAAUCUGUUAUGACAGCAUGUUUUAAUUCUCUUAGUUCAAAAAUGAAUCUUGCAGAAUUAUGUACCUGUUUUUUUUUUUAAUUCCUUUUAAUGACAAAAUUAAAAACUAUUAUGGUUAUGGGAUAAUAAAGGUAUUUGUACAUUC